AUGCGCUGGCGGAUCGAGCCGGCGAAGCAACCGGCUAAGGGAGGCUGCGAAUCCGGCGAAGGGAGGCUGCGAAUCCGGCGAAGGGAGGCUGCGAAUCCUGCCAAGCAAGGCUCUGAAUCCGGCGAGGAAGCGCGAGACCCAGGCGGAGAAGUGAAGCCUUUGACUGCCGAGCAAUUGGAGCAGUACGAGUCCAUUUCGGAGUCCUCCGACUCUGACUCCUCCGAAGGCCUCGAAGACGAGGAAGAGGACGGCGACGAUGACGAGGAUGACGACGACGACGACAGGGAUGACGACGACGACGCGGAUGACAACGACGAUGAGAACGAUGACGAUGAAGAUGACGACGACGAUGUCCAGGAGGUCGUACAAUCCUCCGGUGGCCCUCCGGUUCAGUCAAUAGAUGAUGAGGACGAUGAGGAUGACGAAGAAGACGAGGAAGACGCUGAAGGAGGCGACGACGACUGCGAGGGAGAUGACGACGACAGUGAGGGCGAGGAUGAGAUAAUUAGCCGAAUCUUGCCUUUAUUUUCCUUAUUUGUUAAAGUUACCGGAGCUCUGAGAGCUGGGGCGGUGGAGUACCCCGAGCGACUGGGCCAGCCUGUGUGCCAGGUAUUUGUACUAUAUGAGGACGGGGAUGAGUACACUACUCGGGGCCAGUACACUACUGCGGAUCAGUACACUAAUGCGAAUCAGUACACUACUGAGGGUCAGUAUACUACUGGGGGUCAGUAUACUACUGGGGUUAGUAUACUGCUGGGGGUGACAUACUACUAA
This is a messenger RNA of Rosa chinensis, 774 nucleotides long. Its product is annotated as nucleolin-like. NCBI's taxonomy places the organism in Eukaryota, Viridiplantae, Streptophyta, Magnoliopsida, Rosales, Rosaceae. The coding region runs from base 1 to 774 and encodes 257 amino acids. The transcript is spliced from 4 exons. The record is from RefSeq and is a predicted model, not a curated record.